This is a messenger RNA of Diprion similis, 6597 nucleotides long. RefSeq lists its product as uncharacterized. Bases 308 to 6175 code for a protein of 1955 amino acids. The transcript is spliced from 10 exons. Lineage: Eukaryota; Metazoa; Arthropoda; Insecta; Hymenoptera; Diprionidae. The record is from RefSeq and is a predicted model, not a curated record. Gene Ontology annotation, biological process: spermatogenesis.
CAUCUACGCUGUGAAGUGCGCCGCUUGUCACAGAACCUCCUCGGACUUGUAUUGUGUAGCACGUGUGCUUUACGAAACGGUUGAUAUCAGUGGUGUAGUAAAUACCGCUUACAGAAUACAUUUUUUUCGGUCAGCGUUAAUACACACUUACCUCUUGCGAAACUACGUUUGCUGUUGGACCACGCUUGUUGACGGUGCAAAUUACAUUGAGAAAAAAUUUCUAAGCUUCCAGCUAUUUCGUUGCUGUAUCAUAGUCAGGCAUCAAUCUUGGAAGUAACAUGUGAAUUUGGCAAUAUUUCGCCUCAAAAUGUCGAUGCAACAAAAGCGCGAUGACCUUGGGAAGCUUCUCGCUUGUUUUCUGGUAUCAAGGAAAGGCGACAGUACCAUAUAUGAACUAGAGAGAGAUUAUAAAGAAAACGAGGGCAGACCUAUACCCUAUCGAGAUUUUGGAUGUAUCUCUGUGUUGGACUUUUUGCGCAGUAUUCCAGAUCACGUGAGACUCUCGCCAUCGAAUGGAACACAUUUAGUGUUCCCUGUUGUAUCGGAAAAGAUUAAACACGUUAACGAUCUGGUAGUAAAGCAAAGAGCCGCUAAGAAAAGUUGCUCAUCACGUCGAAAAACCAGCAAGCCUUCCAGGUAUUGUCCGAGGCUCAGGGAACCAAGUCCAUUUAUACCAAAUAACGUGCAGAAAGAAAUUGCUAGUAUACUUACCAGAGAGCCAAAUGGUGUGAAGAAAGAUUAUAUUGUGCAAUACUUGCAAAAUUCACGUUCAAUCGCUGGUACAGUCGAUCUGACGAAUGUUGAUGAUUACUUGACAAGCAUGUCCCAUAUUGCUUACACGAGAGGCAACAUGGUUUUUCCAAGCCUUUCUCUUCAUGUUACCAGUAAUGUAGCACAGCAUAACACACAACCGCCCAAUCGGCCUGAAGCGGGGAAAUCAAACAUGUCAGAAACCCCUCAACCUAUGAUGAGCAUCAACAGCACACCAGUGAUGAACACUUACCCUGCUGGUGCCGAAGAAGAUGAAGAUAUGUUUUAUGACGAUGAAUUUGGAGAUGAAGAGAUUAGGCUUCACUGUGCAUCCAUGGGUAAUUACAAAGUUGACACUGAUAAUCAGCCUCAGCAGUCAUCAUGGACAAGUUUAGAACAAGGUGUAGGAAGAAUGUCUUCGGCAGAAUUUAUUGCACGUGGUGCAGGAUCAUAUGAACAAAGGCAAUCGCAGACCAAUACGUUACAUCUAAGAAAUAAUAAUAUAGACGAAGAGGCUAUGAACGAAUUAACUUACAGCACUUAUGCAUCCGACGACGAAGAAUUUGACAUAAUUAACGACAGAUUAAAGUCACGUUUGCAACAAUUAAUUCAAAAACAUCCAGAUGGAAUAUGGUGUGCCGAUCUACCGCAAACAUUUUUGGAUGAAUACAGUGUUCCAUUGGACUAUGCAGAACUCGGGUUUCAAAGUGUUUGCGACCUUGCAUCCCGCCUUCCGAGUAUUUUCCACCUAUGUAGAUGGGAUAAUCGCGGUGAUUUCAUAUUGUACGACGCCACGGAACCCGUACCCACGAAUAUCAAAAAAACUGAUUUUGAUGAGCAGGAUUCUGAUUGGGCAGAUGCCAUUGAUGAUGACUACGAGGAUAUCGAUCCGAUUCCUCCGACACUGGAUUUACAAGAAUCACAAAAAUUGAUACCCCAUGAUGUAAUGAGCCAUGGCGAAAGUGUUGGUCAACAGAGGAUACCAGAAUUUCCCUCUGAUGGAUGUGUCCACCACCUGGAAGUUUUUGUUUCAGAAGUUUAUACGCCCAGUUUGUUCUGGGUUCAUUUACGGAAAAAACGCCUGAAAUUGGGACAGCUAAUGGAAAAUAUGCAUGAAUUCUAUCAGCGAGAAGGACUUAAUUAUACUAUCCCAACCGUCAUACUAGAAAAAGGCUUGAAUUGCGUUUGCAUGUUUGAAGAUAAAUGGCAUCGAGCCAUAAUCAAAACUGUAAAACCAGAUGGAGAUGUUACGUUGAUAUUUUAUGAUUAUGGUACAACCAAAACGUAUCCAUCAGAAGAUGUGAGGUUCUUACAUAGACUAUUCUCAAAUUUGCCUGCUCAAUCAAUUCCUUGUGGAUUGUACAACAUUAGACCUUUAAAACACGAUGCUUGGACAAGAGGAGCAAGUUCAGAUUUUUGGGAUAAAGUUGCCGAUAUACCUCUAGUUGCUAUCGUCAAUAAAGUUGACAGAGAGAAUAAUUCAAUGCUGAUAUCAUUGGUUGACACACGAGAACAAACAGAUGACCAUAUAAAUGACUGGAUGGUACAUAAAGGACUGGCGGAAUUUGGUAGCAUGGGGGAUACCGUUGCCUUGGAGAGUUCAUACCUAGAUGACCGGAAAAUUGAUCUACAAGAAACAAUAAAAGGGACAGAAAAUGUGCCGCUAAUUUCACCCCAAAGUAUUUUACUUGAAAGUUCAGCGAAAUCUGUGAGACCGCCACCAGGUUUCACAAAACCUUUGGAACCCUCAGAUUUUGCAGCUUUGGUUAGUGAAUAUUUAAGUGGCAAAGACUACACCAGUACUGAAAUGGGAAACUCUCCAUUUUUUAAUUCCUCUGAUGCAAAUGAGAAUAACAAUCCCAUAGUACCACCGUCAGAAGCAAUCAUGGAACUUUUGAAAAAGCCAUGGGAAAUAUAUUUGCAAUUAACAACAAUUUUUCAUCAGCUUCUUUUGCAAAAUGUCAACGUCCACACUACUAAUCAAACAAUGCAAAAUACUUCUUGCACAACAGCGUCACCAUCUACAACUAAAAAUUCAGAUAUGCAACGGUCAACUACAAAUCCAUUUCAAACUUAUCAGGAAAACAAUAAUGAAGACCUCGCAACAACUAUAAAUGGCUGUGCAGCAUCAAGUGAUUAUUCUACAAACGUGAAUACUGACGAGCCUAAUCUCCCUUGUUUUACCAGCAGUACACCUUUCUCUAAUUCAGACAAAACUGCAAGCGGGAGUAACAAAGAUUCUAAUUUUCGAACAUUCGAUGCACAAAAAUUUUUACAUGAAGAACAAGUUUUUCCUGCAAAAAAUGACAAUCAUCCACCUGCUAUGUUGAAUUCCACACAUGUAAAUAGCCAUAGCUUUGGUAUUGGUUAUCUAAAUGAAAGUUUGUCUAAUGGAGGCCCCACAAUUUUUUAUGAUAAAAACUCAAACUUACCUGCCACAGGUCAGUCGAACGUACAGAAUGAAAGUCAUGAUAUAAAAACAGCAAAUGAAUGCACAAGCUGUCACUUCUCUAAGCUUACAGAGAAUGAACAUUCAAUACAUGUAAAUAACGGAAAUGAAUUCUCUACACCAGAAAAGAAUGAAUCGUAUAAGAACACAUUCUCAAAUGCAAACCAGAAAAUCAUUGGUACAAACUGUGUGAACAGUGACGAAAACGGAGCUUUUACAAAAUGGGAAUUUCAUGAUACAAAUCCAUUCAAAGAAUAUGUUACGACAAACUUUUCACAUAACAUUAAGACUGAAAAAGAGGAGAGCUUUGCGGAAAAGUCUAUUAAUGUCAUUGAAAAACCACCCAUCCCGCCAAGAAAUCCAAAAUUGAUAAAUAAGACUGUCAUUGCCUGCAAAGACAAGAUCAAAGAAGUUAAAUGUGAUCAAUCAACCGAUGUUGGCACUGUUCUAAACAAACCGACAUCAAAUGUUUACUACAAAAGUGGUCCAGUGAUGUAUGACAUACAACAGAAUGAAACAAAUACAAAAAAUGACGAGCGUAGUGAACAAACUCCUGUAUCAACGACCUUGGUAAGUUUUCAAAACAACAGACUCUCUCACACAGUAAACUCGACACAAAAUGAUCCAAGUGCGCUGCCUUCUUAUGGAGAAGCAUCGAGCUAUCAAAAUUCCGUUUUUUCAGAAUCCAAUUCCGAAAUACAUACUGAUACAUUUGAUGGUAGUUUCACUCCGCAUCGCAGGCUUUCACCAAAUCAUCUACAAAGUUCAACUCCAAGAAUAAUAACCAAUACUUACAGGGCCCCUCCGCCUUCUUAUACUGAUACUAAUCAGAUGGUGUUUAGAAAUAAAAACAAGUCUCCUAUAUCACCACAAUUUAGUUCCCCAGUGCUAUCUGAUACUUCUAGAACUGCAAUAAACGAAAUCCGAUUAGCUACAGAAAUUGAUUUGUUUGACAAAUUGCAAUUUGUUCCAACAGAAACAUCAACUUCACCUAAGUAUGAUCAUGCAAUGAAAAAUAUAGGCACACACAGUCAACUAACAUCAUCAUCAUCAACUCCAAUGACAAAUAACCAUACUAUAUUUACAACCACUUUAAAUUCACACUCACACAAGCAAAACGUGGUAAAAAUCAAUGAUUCGUACAACGUAGAUUUAAUUUCACCAAAAUGUCGACAGGUCAAGCAAAGUACAAUCAAGUUGAAACAAGAAAGACUCGCUAAUUUGCGACAGAGAAUAGCAGCCAAGAUGACGUCAGUAUUACCUCCAGAGAAGGAAAAUAUGGAUCAAAACUUCACGAAGCAAGAAGAAGUUUUACCUGAUGUAGAACAAAAUGUCCCGAGAUUAUUGUCUUGGUCUAAACAGCAUCAAGAGACUUAUCAUCUUGACGAAAUUUCUCAAGGCAGUUCAGAAACACCAGUAAGUGGUCGAACCACGUGUGAAAUGAAAAUUGAACUUGACAACUGUACAGGAGCCCGAAAUAAAGAAAUAUGUAAUAGGAAGGAGAGACACAAUAAAUAUAGCACGACGCCAAAUCAAGAGAGUCCACGAACCUCGGUAAAUGGGCAGAACCUAUUUAAAAACGGGAAUGCUAAUUGUGAAAAUUCUAACCAGCAUGUAACAUUGAAUAACAAUAAUAAUCUGGAGUUCUGUGAUACCAAAGAUAUUAACACAUCACCUGAUGUUAUUCCAUACCAUCUUCAGCUGCAAUUUAUCAAUUUAAAUCCACACUUACCACAUUCAUACGGCCAACAACAUUAUGGAUCAAAUUAUCCAUACCGGGCACAACAACCUCAUAUAAUGCAACAUCCACCAGUAAUCCAGCAGUUACCAUUGUUCAGACCCAGUGCACCUAGAUUCUACACCCAUGCAUCCAACUGGCAUAGACCUCCAUUUGUCAAUCCAGCACCUAAUUAUCAGUUCACUAACAUUCCGUAUGCACAUCAAUAUUCACAGUCUUGGAAUCCAUAUCAUAAUUCACGCUUCUAUAUACCAAACCAAACCAACCAAACACCUCGUGUUCCGCUUGGAGCAUCCACAACAAAAUCACCAUCAAACACAGGAGUAGACUUUGAUAAAAAAAAAUUAUCAUCGAGAUUAAAUGACUCACAGAUACCUCCACAUCAGGCCAAGGCAAACAUAAACAUCGGCCAACAUUCGCAGAUGUCUGGUGAAAUUUCAGAGUUCUCAUCAUAUGAUACAACGCAAUCAGAUAGUUCAGGUUUCACAGAGUAUACAGAACAUUCUAAGAAUUCUAACGGACCUGAAGCACCAAUAGAUUCUCAUUCUAAUCGUUCAUCUGAAUAUGAUAACUGUGAUUUAUCAACGCACCUGGGUAAGUUGAGCUUAAGUACAGAUAAUCAUGACGUGACAAAAAAUGGACUUCUAAGUUCCAUUGAAGAAGAUACUGCCACUUCACCCAAAUAUGAUCAAGUAAUACCCGCAGCAGUUGUACCAUUAAGAGUUGUAUCAAAAAAGACAAGAAAUGAGAAUGAUAAUAAUAUUUCUCCACCCACUUCAUCUCGAGAUCUGACCAAAGUCUUCAAACCAAUUGAGGUAAAUUAUCAAGUGAUCUACUUGUUCAAUAUUAGAAAUGAAGGAUGGGUUUGUACUGACGAAAUUAUCUCAACCUUCACAAGCUACCCAAGUCGUAAUGUAAUCCUACGUUUACUAGAACUACUACAAAUAAACAUUGAUUUCUUGGAGGUGGAUAGAUCUCAAAGCCCGUUUUUAUUCACCCAAUUAGAUAGUACAAACAUACGUUUACCUAGAAUGACAAAUUCUAAAAGGAUUAAAGGUGUUUUACAUUUGACCCCAUUGAGGUCAUUAGGUCGAUUAAUGUUCUGCUUGGAAGUCAUUUCUGAAGAAGAGAUUCAGAAUUUGCGUGAAAAAAAACAGGCACCACUCGACUCAAAUUUGUACGGAUUGAUGAAAAUCAUCACCUCUUAUAAGCCAGAUGACGAGUAUUGGGUAUCAUGAAUCAUGUCAAAGCGUUUUUCGUUUCAUCCAAUUAAGUUUUACUUCCAACGAACCAGCUGAUGUUUUAGCGUGUACGAGAUGACAGAACUAAUAUGGUUUCUUAUCAGAAAGCACUCACAGUUAUAGUUGUUAUAUAAAUUUUAUACAUAGCAUAAGCAUAUUUCAGUUACGUGCCAAACUAUUGAAAAUCUUUCUUGAGUCAAUAAACUAUCGCAGCUUUUAUUAUUUUUAGUUUAAGAAUUGAAAGAAACUUUACUUUAUAGAUGUAUAGAAUAUUAUUUGUUUUGUUAUUAACUAAUCUAGCGUGCUAUAUCGUACAGAGAAUAUUGUUAAAAUAUUUACUGAUUGUGAGUAGAUAUUUGCAAAGAAUGCAAAAUUUGGGAGAGUAAAUCUAUGGAAAAAAAGUAUAAUUUUCUACAAGG